Molecule: messenger RNA, 687 nt
Organism: Urocitellus parryii (Arctic ground squirrel)
Lineage: Eukaryota; Metazoa; Chordata; Mammalia; Rodentia; Sciuridae
Gene: Cldn7
Product: claudin 7
Cellular component (GO): membrane; bicellular tight junction
Molecular function (GO): structural molecule activity
Source: RefSeq, a predicted model, not a curated record
AUGGCCAAUUCAGGCCUGCAGUUGUUGGGCUUUUCCAUGGCAAUGCUGGGUUGGGUGGGCCUGGUGGCAAGCACCGCCAUCCCGCAAUGGCAGAUGAGUUCCUACGCAGGCGACAACAUUAUCACGGCCCAGGCCAUGUACAAAGGGCUGUGGAUGGACUGCGUUACGCAAAGCACCGGCAUGAUGAGCUGCAAAAUGUACGACUCGGUGCUUGCUCUGCCGGCGGCCAUGCAGGCCACUCGAGCCCUAAUGGUGUUAUCCUUGGUGCUGGGCUUCCUCGCUAUGUUUGUGGCCACGAUGGGUAUGAAGUGCACACGCUGUGGGGGAGACGAUAAAGUAAAAAARGCCCGUAUAGCUAUGACUGGAGGAAUCAUUUUCAUCGUAGCAGGUCUUGCAGCCUUGGUAGCAUGCUCCUGGUAUGGUCAUCAGAUUGUCACAGACUUUUAUAACCCCACCGUCCCUGUGAAUUUUAAGUAUGAGUUUGGUUCUGCCAUCUUUAUUGGCUGGGCAGGGUCUGCUCUGGUCCUCCUAGGAGGUGCACUGCUCUCUUGCUCCUGUCCUGGACAGGAGAGCAAAGCUGUGUACCGUGCACCACGCUCCUACCCUAAGUCCAACUCCGCCAAGGAGUAUGUGUGAAGUGGGACUCCCAUGCCCCAGCCUGACAAACUGUGGGCGUGCCCAAAUGAC